CGCACGGUGGGAACAAAUCCGCUGACAAUUGCAGCUCCUUCAUCCAAACCGGGAGAUGAGUUUGUGUUGGAUAUGGCUACCAGCGCUGUCGCACUAGGCAAGGUAAGCACUCUAUAUGAUAUCGCGUGGCUUCUGUAUCUCGGAGAUCCAGCUGAGUCUUGGCUUGAAAUGUGCCGCCGAAGAAACCUGCCUAUUCCGGAUGGAUGGGGUGCGGAUAAAGAAGGUCGACGGAAGCUACUUUUCCGAUUUCACAAUUGGCAUCUUCCCGUGUUUCCUGACCUAGGUGGAUACAAAGGAUACGGUUUGGGCAUGGUUGUGGAAUUAUUCUGUGGUAUCCUGGCUAAUGCGGCUUAUGGACCGAGUAUUCGUCGAUGGAUGAACACCGAUCGUGUGGCCAAUCUGGGUCAAUCGUUCGUUGCCAUUGACCCCAAUGCGUUCGCUCCCGGAUUUGGUGAUCGAAUGGCGGACUAUAUGAACAUUAUGCGAAAUCUUCCACGGGUGAAUGAAGAAGAACCGGUGUUGAUUCCGGGUGACCCCGAACGUGCCCACAUGACCGAGUGCGAAAAGAUUGGUGGUAUCCGUUAUCCACUAGUACUCAUUGAAAGUAUUAACCAACUGGCCGAUCGAUUACAAGUUCCCAGAGUCCCCAUCUUCAAACAGUUGUGA
Molecule: messenger RNA, 666 nt
Organism: Echinostoma caproni
Lineage: Eukaryota; Metazoa; Platyhelminthes; Trematoda; Plagiorchiida; Echinostomatidae
Source: the annotation of a GenBank genome assembly